GCACAGCCUCGGCAAAAUUGCCAUUUACGCGCGACCGGGGCCUAUUUGUUACGACGAGACAUUGCUGGCGUAUACAAAACACAGCGCUGAGGCUCGUGUGUGUGAAGACCGCAGUUUCAGAGAGGCCCCAGCGGCCACAGACUAAGGUUGGCUCCUGACUGCUGCAGCCAGCCGGACCGCCUGCCGUGCCCAGAGACCACACACAGACCAUGCUGCUGCGCCAGGCGCUCUCCCGCACCCGGCAAGCGCUGCGGCGGCCCCAGGCCAGACGCAUCACGCACCGCGAGGAGGGCCGCAAAUUACCGAGAGAAAUGGUCGCGGCCAUGACGGCCGACGGCGACGCGAGUUCAUAUUUUGAGAGCAUGCGGUCAAGGGUAGCGGCAUCAGGCGCCACGCGCGCGGCGUCGUCGGCGGCGGGCGACGACUACGUCGCUCUAGCUGACGAGGCCCUCGACAAUAUCUUGGAGAAGGCCGACGAGCUGAGCGAUGCGAGAGACGACGUCGAGUGCGAGCUUUCCAGCGGCGUCCUGACCCUCAAAAUAGCGGGAACAGGCACCUGGGUGCUAAACAAACAGGUUCCGAAUAGACAGCUCUGGCUCUCGUCUCCACUGUCCGGCCCGUGCCGCUACGAAUAUGAUGGAGAGAAGUGGACGCACACGCGGGACGGGUCCUCGCUUGCUGAAUUACUAGAGAGAGAGCUCGGACUAAUAAUGUGAC
Pelagomonas calceolata is the source of this 717-nucleotide messenger RNA. NCBI's taxonomy places the organism in Eukaryota, Pelagophyceae, Pelagomonadales, Pelagomonadaceae. The record is from the annotation of a GenBank genome assembly.